Adineta steineri is the source of this 297-nucleotide messenger RNA. The record is from the annotation of a GenBank genome assembly. NCBI's taxonomy places the organism in Eukaryota, Metazoa, Rotifera, Eurotatoria, Adinetida, Adinetidae.
AUGAAAUAUUUAACAAUUUGUUUUGUACUUGCUAUUAUCAGUUAUUUAUUUGUUUUACAAACAAAUGCAUUUUUUACUGGUGGUGGCGACGCCAAAAAGAAAGAAAUUAAAGGGCAGUGCAGUUUAUACAAAGGCAAAUGUGGUGGUACACUUAGUAAUACAUGCUGUAAACUACCAUAUAAAUGUGCAAAACAAACAAAAGUUUGUGGAAAAGAUAAAUUAUGUUGUGUAUCGGAAGCUGAUAUUCAACGUCAAAAACAAGAAUCUACUAACAUUGUUAAAGGUCGUAAUGGUUAA